GUUCACUCUGAAUCGUCGAGGCGUGCGGUACUGAAAGCCGGACAAUAUAACACGAAAAAUAACAAUUUUAUAACCGGUUCGGAACGUAGCGACCCAAAACAGCGGCGCGCGUACCGCAAUAACAAUAACGACAACAAAAAUAAUAUCAACGACAACAAUAGCGAUUAGCAUUCAGCUAGAUAUUGAUAUUGGGGCAACAAUAACAACAAAAGCCAUUCAGGCGCGUGUGUGUAUCCGUAUCCGGAAACGUAUCCCGUGGCCGUACCCGUACCCGUGUACUGCAUACCGUAUACCGAAAGCCACCGCAGUCCCAGAAUAUUGUUUGCGAUCUAUGUGAUCUUAGUGAGUGUGUGUGCGUGUGUGUGUGUGCCUGUGUGUAUGCUUGUGCCGAAAUUCGCGUUAAUUGAGCUGUAAGUGCUGAUUUGUUAUACAAAUUUGCAUCGCUUGCAACGAGCCAAGUUGCAAGUUGGCUGGAAACGCUGCGGCCGCAUAAACAAAUCUGGCUGCGCGUCUUGGUUCACUGAUUUAAUGCCACAAACAGAUUGCAGAUUGUAGCUGUAACUACUGCCGCCACCGCCGCCGCCGCUACCGUCGCUGCCGUCCCAGCUGCCCCGCCUCGCUGCAACAUAGCAGGCGCGCCCUCCUAUCCUGCUUGCAACAGUGCAACCUGCUUGGAAGCUUGUUUCUGCGGAAGAGCAGCCGCCACAAUCGCAGUCAGAGUCAGAGCGAGCGCCAUACCGCGAGCCGAGCUGAGUGGAGCUUGGCCAAGAGACUCACAGAGUAAGAUCCGGCAAAAAAACAACAACAACAAAAAAAAAAAAAUAACGAAGAAAAAUCAGCCGACGAAGACGUCGUCCAAACAUUUUGCCAUUGAGCAAAAGAAUUUCUUUAAAACAACAACAACGCGCAAAGAUUUACAACGCAGACCAAGCAAAAAGUGUAAAGCAAGCAAACCAGCAAAAAAUUAGCGCAUACUGGAAGUGCAUCUAUAUAUAUGUGCAUGCAUAUAUGUAUACGUACAUAUAUAUAUACAUACAUAUAUAUAUGUGUGUGUCUGUGUACAGGUGUGUGUGUCUCUGCCAAGUGCUGGCAAAAAGUUGUUUAACUAACCAAAAGAAAAAGUUUGAAAAGUGUCAAGCUAAGCGGCGCGGCCAAUAACCUAACGACAACCAACGCCAACAACAAAAACAACGCUAACAUCAACAACAACAACAACAUUUUGUGCAAGGCAUGCAAUGGCGACCCCGUGUACGGGCCAGCCUGCGGUUUAAUUACCGUUAUCCUUGCAACAACAACAGCAGCUAAGCAAACUGCAACCAGGUCUUGGAUUACGUUUACGCCUCACACCGCACCGCAACCGGAGGAAAGGACGAAACGAGACGAAUCGACGCGUCGACAGGUGAACAUUCCAAUUGGCAUAAGGCAAGUGGCUAAUUGGCACCGCUUCACACAGCAACACAUUCAAAACUGGCCAUUUUGAGCUACGGCGAAGCUGGCGCAAAUCCGUUCAAAAUGUGCAAGAGACAGCUGCAAUAGACAGCGGUGAUAACAGGCAAUAGCGCAGUCAAAGGAUUGGCAGCAAACCAAGUAAAUCCCCGAAAACUCCUCUCGCCACCCUGCACCCAGCAUGCCAUCAAUUGCGAACAUCAGCGUCAGCUCCAGCUCUAGCUCCAGCGCCAGGACGACGACGGCGACAAUGGUCAGCUUCCUGCCAGGCAACGAUGCCCGCCUUAGUUACAUUGUAAAUCAAGUCGCAUCCGCAUCCGCAGCCGCUGUUUCGCCCGCCCUGCCCACAUUUAGUCCGCCGCGCAUUGAGAGCUUGGUGGCCAGUUCGGCGGAGGAUUUGAGCAGCUUUGGGGAUGUGACAUUUGACAUCUUCGAUGACGAUGACGAUUUGUUUGGCUCGCCAAUGGCCUUCGAUGCCAGCGAGCAGGGCCUGUGGAACGGACGCUUCGUGCCCCCACCACCCCGUCCGCCCUUCUUUGUGGAUGAGCCCGUGUUGAGCGAUGGCCUAACCACAUGUGAUUUAUGCUCCUGGGCCAUGCCCACCAAGAGCACAUUCAUGUUCGAGGGCACGAUAGAAAAGGCCACAGAAUUGGGCUGGCCUCUGACGUUGAUCAUUGUGUCCGUGCUGUCGGCGCUGCUCGGCGCCAUCAUCAUGAUUGCCGUGGUGCGUUGUCGGCGCAAAAAGUCGUCUAACAAUCGCAAUGACACACAUGUGCAGUGGUGGUCGCGCAACAAACGCGCCCACAGCAAUGGAGCGGGCACCGGCAGCGGUGGUGGCCCACCGAAUGCCGGCAGCAGCGCCCACAACAACAACAAUCAUCUGAGACGGAGUAAUAUUUAUACGGCGCACCCGGCGGAUAGCAUACGCGGUCUGCAACCGCUGCCGCUGCCACUGCCGUUGCCCAUGCCGCCCACGCUGGCGGCUGCAUCUGCGCCAAUGUUGUCCGUAUCGCCAUCGCUGGCAGGCAGCGCGCCGCCAAGCCAACAGCAGCUGCAGCAACAUCAGCAGGCACCACCACACUUCUUCCAUCCAUAUCAUCAUCAUCAUCACCAGCACCAGGCAGCCCCGCCGCCGCAUUUCCCGCAUGACUGCGACGAGGAUGCCGCAUAUGAGGAGCCCGAGUAUCAUCAGCCGCAGCAAUUGCACAGCAGCUCCAAUUCCAAUUCCAUGUCGUCGGUCACGUCAUCACCAGCGCCCACCGAGGCCACUGCCCAUUGGCCGCAGGCCGGCACCAUGGUGGUCGCCAGCUGAGAAACGGCCGAGAGCUGCGUCUGGGCGCGUCAGCGUCGGCGCAGCCUGAGCAGCGGCUGGAUCUGGCAGUGACAUGUUGCACGGCAACAUGCUGCUGCAACAUACCUAUAUGCGGCAGCUGUGGCAACACUGGCUGCUUAAAAUGCGGCGCACAAAUUCUGGUGCAGAUCAUAAAAAGGAUUACACGUAACAUUUUGUGAAGUAUAUUUUUUUUUGCUUGCUGUGAGCCGGCAAACCAGUCCAUAAGCGUCUAAGGAUUCACUUCAGUGUCUGACUGACAGCCACAGUGUGGAGCACGGGUGAGUGUGUAUGUGUAUGUGUCAGUCUAUGUGUUUGUGUGUUGUGCCAGUGUCUGUGUCUCCAAUUGGGAAAACCGAAACGAAUUUAGUGUCACUUCCACUUCCGUUGUGCAAACUAUCGAAGCAGCCAACAAGACCAAAAACCGACACCCAGACAAAGAUGGUUGGGGCAGAGAGGGCAUCAAUGGGUGCAGGGGGAGCGGUGCUGAUGGCGGGUUAUGUGGCAUCAUGCUCUUUACAUGCCUUGCACGUUUUAUCCUUUAUUGCCGUUCGGCAUUAGUACAGGGAUUUUGUCAGAUUAAAGCAAAUAAAGGGCGUGCUUUUUGUUUCCAGCUUUUUGCAACUGGCAAAUGGCAACUGCCGACUCUGUCGAUGAUGCCACAAGUUUAAAUCGUUUGCUAAAGUGUGUGAAUACAUGUGUGAACGUGUGUGUGUCCAUUUCAUAUCCUAUAUACAUAUAUAUGUCAGAGUAUGACAAAGGUUGCAUUGGCUAUGCAGCCUACUUGUCUGGUCUUGAAGAAGAACUAGGCCUUUAAGAGUACAAUAUAUGCCAGUUAAUUGCCAAUAUAACUACGUGUAUGUAUCUAUCUAUAUAAUAAUAUUUUUUUUUUACUUUACUGUGAUGAUGCCUUGUUUGGGCACAGGGUAUUUAUAAGUCGUUCAACGCAAUGGCAACGUUAUAACUUGUGUUUUUUUGUUGCUCUAAAUAGAUAUUUUCGUUUAGAGCUUUUGUCUCUGGGUGUCUAUGUGAGUGAGUUGAUGUGUGUGUGUGUCUGUACGUGUAUGUGUAUGUGUGUGUGUGUGUGUGUGUGUGUGUGUGUGUGUUAACUGGUAUCUGCUUGUAUGGCUCUGUGUUUGCUGGCAUGUUCUCGGCUGCAAAUGGCACAAAACUUUGUGGCUUUUCACUUCAUUCCUCUUGUUUUGUAAUUACAAAAGCAAAUAGUUUAGAUUGCCAUGGCAAAACGACGAAAGACAGAAAAAAGAACUUAAGCUCAAAACGAAAGCUUUGCAAAUAUUGGAAACAUUUUUGUGGGCCUUACUUUAGGCUUUGUCUUUAUAAAAGGCAAAUGUUUUGCCCCAAAAUUUCCCAGUUAAUAUAAUCGUUAAAGUACUCGUAAUAAACCCAGGAACAUUUAAACAUUUCAAGUUGCAUUCAAUAAAAGUUAAUAAAAAAUUCAUGUCAUGCAUAUCAAAUAAGCUUAAACCACAACAAAAACUACAAGAAAAGUACUUAAAACAACAAUCAAACAACUAUCGCCAUUGUACAUACGCUGUAAAUAAAUACGUACUUAUUUGCAAAUUUGCAAUUUUUGCUCCAAUUGGCAAUUAGUUCCAAAGCAAAGUGCAGCAAAAUGUUUCUUCAACUUAAGAAUAAAUAAUUUACGUAGGGCAUUGUUUAAGCACAACUUACAAACAGAACAUUCCUCUUCAAAGUUCAAGUAUUUGUUUUGUUUAUACAAUAUUAACGACAACAACAACAACAACAACAACAACAACAACAAUUUACAACAACAACCAAAGACUAGUCAUUUAAGUCAUAAUGUUGCUAUGUACAAACUAUUUAGUAGUUAAAGAAAACUAUAAAAAUUACAUCAAAUUUAAAGCUUACAGUUAGUAAUUCGAUUUAAUCUUAUGCUUACUACAAAUGCAAUUGUGCAUUUAUUAGUUUUAGAAGCGAAAAAAAGCACACACAGACACACAAAUGCAAUAUUGUAUUUUAAAUAUUUAUUCAUUAAAUGCACAUUUCACAACAUAACAAUAACAAUAAUAAUGAUAAUGUUAACUAGCAUUUAUAAUGAAUAACUCAAACAUCAAGUUUAAUAAAUAGCAAAGCGCAAAUUCAACUACUAAA
Molecule: messenger RNA, 4909 nt
Organism: Drosophila virilis
Lineage: Eukaryota; Metazoa; Arthropoda; Insecta; Diptera; Drosophilidae
Source: RefSeq, a predicted model, not a curated record